AUGUCAUCAUUAAGAAUGCCAUUGAAAUAUCUAGAUAAUGCUAAAAAGAUCCUAUGUAUAGGACGUAAUUAUGCAGCACAUAUUAAAGAAUUAAAUUCAGCACAACCACAACAACCAUUUUUUUUUUUAAAACCAAGUUCGUCAAUUUUAAAACCAAAUAAUGGACCAUUUUUAAUACCUAAGGGAGUAAUUGUACAUCAUGAAGUUGAAUUAGCUUUUAUAUUAAAUAAAGAAUUAAAAAAUUUACCAGAUUCAUUUUCUCCGGAAGAAGCUUUAGAUGCUAUAGAUGGAUAUGCAUUAACUAUUGAUAUGACUGCUCGUAAUGUACAAAAUGAAGCAAAAGCAAAAGGAUUACCUUGGUCAAUUGGAAAAGGUUUUGAUACUUUUUUACCAGUUUCAAAUUUUAUUCCAAAAUCUGAAAUUCCAGAUCCUUAUAAUGUUGAUUUAAAAUUAAGUAUAAAUGGAGAAACUAAACAAGAAGAUAAUACAAAUUUAAUGAUUUUUCCAAUACAUAAAAUUUUAAGUUCAAUGUCAAAUAUAAUGACUUUGGAAAAGGGCGAUUUGAUUUUAACUGGUACACCAAAGGGAGUUGGACCAAUUGUUGAUGGAGAUACAGUUGAUGCUACUUUAUCAGUUGAUGGUAAAGAAAUUGCAAGAAUUGAUAUAAAAGCUGAAACAAAACCAGGGUUCUAUGAAUAUAAAGAGACUUAG
Messenger RNA from Lodderomyces pseudojiufengensis, 711 nucleotides. RefSeq lists its product as uncharacterized. Gene Ontology annotation, cellular component: mitochondrion. The record is from RefSeq and is a predicted model, not a curated record. Gene Ontology annotation, molecular function: acetylpyruvate hydrolase activity. The transcript has a single exon. Bases 1 to 711 code for a protein of 236 amino acids. Lineage: Eukaryota; Fungi; Ascomycota; Pichiomycetes; Serinales; Debaryomycetaceae.